UAAAGAUUCGGCAAUCGAUUAGUCGAGGAAGCUGUUCUGGGCUCAAACAAACAGUUCUACAGACCAGGCGGUGACUUGCACCCGCACCAGGCAUGCGCAUUUCCAACCAGAAAGACCGGGAUGGGUUUCGGAUGUCAGCUGACUGACUGUGCGGAAAGGGUCUGGGGUAUCCUGGCAACGCAAGCGGGAGAAGCCCCGCUGUUUGAACUCCGCCUCUGCAAUGCUGCGGUGGCUGAUAGGCGGGGGUCGCGAGCCGCAAGGACUGGCCGAGAAAUCUGUGCAGACCUUAGGUGAAGAGCAAGCACAAAAUCCCUACACUGAGCUUCUUGUGCUAAAAGGUCAUCAUGAUAUUGUGCGGUUUCUAGUGCCAGUAGAUGAUUACAGGUUUGCCUCUGCAGGUGAUGAUGGAAUUGUAUGUUUGUGGAAUGCUCAGACUGGAGAGAAGUUGUUUGAGCUACAUGCGCACACUCAAAAAAUCACAGCUCUUGCUGCUUUUCCUGUAUCUGAUGCUUGUGAGGAAAAAUGUCAUAUGAUUUUGACAGCAGGUGCAGAUCGGGCUGUUAUUGUGUGGGAUUGUGACAACGGUAGGCAAAUUCAUAAAGUAUCCUGCUUUCAUUCCACUGUAAAGUGUUUGACUGUUCUUCAACGGCUGGAUGUAUGGUUAUCUGGAGGGAGUGAUCUUUGCGUUUGGAACCGAGAAUUAGAUCUGUUGUGUAAGACAAGUCAUCUUACUGAUUCAGAUAUAAGUGCAAUGAUUGAACUGCCGAAAAAUUGUGUGGCGGCAGCUGUUGGAAAAGAAUUGAUAAUUCUUAGAUUGAAAGCUUCCAAAGAUGGAACUGAAUGGGAUGUCUUUGAAGUAAAACGACUUCUUGACCAUCAAGAUAAUAUUCUAUCGUUGAUCAGCAUCAGUGAUUUGGCGUUUGCAACAGGCUCCCAUGUGGGUGAGCUGAUAGUCUGGGAUGCUUUGGACUGGACAAUGCAGGCAUAUGAAUGCAACUGGGAUGCAUCUCUUCAUGUGGACCCACAACAAGAAAUAAAAUUGUCCUAUAGCCAAAAUAAAAUUUCAAUUCAGCAUUUAGCAUCUGAUGAAGAGUGUGUAUUUGCUGCUGUUGGAAAGGGCAUAUACGUGUAUCACCUUCAAAUGAAGCGUGUGAUUGCCUUCCAGAGGACUGCUCAUGAUUCCACUGUCCUGCACAUUACGAAAGUUCCAAACAGGCAAUUAAUAUCAUGUUCAGAAGAUGGCAGUGUUCGGAUAUGGGAACUAAGAGAAAAGCAGCAACUCACAGCUGAGCCUGUUCCAUCAGGUUUUUUUAAUAUUUGGGGAUUUGGAAGAGCAACCAAACAAGCUAACAAUACAGCUAAAAGGGCACCAGAGAGCACCACAAUUUAUUCUUUGGAUCUUACUGGGGAUUUGAUUGGGCACUCAUCAGCUGUGCAGAUGUUCCUGUAUUUUGGUGAACAUGGUCUGGCAACCUGCUCUGCUGACCAUCUCAUUAUUUUAUGGAAAGAUGGAGAACAAGAGUCUAGAAUACGUAGCUUGAUGUUAUUUCAUAAAUUAGAACAAAGCGAAGACUUGCAGUUUGGGCCCUGAGAUGAUUGAAAGGGGGAUAAGUGUACAUACGAAACGAUAUAAAAUUGUACAACACAACUCUAUGCAGAGAAAUCAAUGCAUGGAAUUUCACUGUUACAGUUUCAAGUGCUAACAAUAAAUUUGUAUUGUCUGUCUUGACUCCUUAAAACUCUUAUAAUUAAAUGUGUCUUGCUGUCAUUGAA
Molecule: messenger RNA, 1773 nt
Organism: Sphaerodactylus townsendi
Lineage: Eukaryota; Metazoa; Chordata; Lepidosauria; Squamata; Sphaerodactylidae
Gene: WDR41
Product: WD repeat domain 41
Exons: 13
Coding region: 221-1591 (456 amino acids)
Biological process (GO): regulation of autophagy
Cellular component (GO): lysosomal membrane
Molecular function (GO): protein binding
Source: RefSeq, a predicted model, not a curated record